Caenorhabditis auriculariae is the source of this 5214-nucleotide messenger RNA. Lineage: Eukaryota; Metazoa; Nematoda; Chromadorea; Rhabditida; Rhabditidae. The record is from the annotation of a GenBank genome assembly.
AUGGCGGAGGUGGGAUUUUCUAACUAAUAUCAGAAAAAAGACCUUUUUCAGAACGAUAAUCUGGCUGUCCUUGCUGCGGCAAUGGAGAAUGAAGUAAACUUGGCCGAAAUCCGGGCGGUUGACGAGGAAAUCGGGAGAAUGAUCGAGGAGACGAGCCAGAUCGCACUGAGCCAUGAAAAAAAGAUGGAAAAAAUGAGAGUCAACCAUGAGGAUCUCAGGAACAAGGCCCUCCAGAGUAUCCAGGAGUCCCUCAACGAAAUCCAACACGACAACGACGCAGCCAUCAAGGCUUUGGAACAGACUCAUCAUCAUCAAACUGCAAAUCUGGAAGCGCAGAAGGCGGAAGAAUUGAGAAACAUCGAAGAUCAAAACGUUCCGAUGGAGAAACAGCUUGCUGACUUGCUGAAGAAAAUUAACGAGACGAAAAAAAGCCUCGGAGAGCGAAGGGUGAAGGUUGCGGAGAGCAAGUCAAAUCGGCAGACGGCGGCCGAGAAGAGUAUCAGGGACUUCGAGGCAGAGAAGAAGGAAGAGUUGAAGAAAAAAGAGGUGAGUUGAAGUUGAAAAAUCGGUUUUUUGUUUUCUACAAACUAGGAAAUCCCCGGUUGAACUUUUGAUAAAACUUUGCUGACUUUCACGAUAUUCAAUCAUCAUUUCAAAAUUAUUGAGAAUGAGAAAAAGUUUUUUAAUUCCACAAAAUCUUCAAUUCGUUCCAUCCACGGAAAUGGCUUACCAAAUUUUUUGAAUGAUUGGAGUUUUGGCAAAACGAUCUUUGCAACCUCCUGAUCCCAGAACAAGAGAAAAAUGUCUCGCAAUAGAUAUUGUUUUCGAGGUACGGAGCUUCAAAGUUUGCACGCUGAAUCAGUGAUGAGAGAAAAAAGGGGAUUAGGCUUGCGUAUUCGCCCUCGAUUCCUGAUGACCGCGUGGUGUAGUGGCUAGCCUCCUUGCACUACGGUGGCUGAGUUCAGGGUUCGAGUUCUUUUGAAGAAAUUCAUUUUUGCCAAGCGUUCAAAAGAUCCAUCGUGACACAUUUUUUUCUUUUUCUGGAAUCAAACUUUUUUUUUCUUUGUUAAUCAACCAAUAGGGAUUUUUCCGACACCCGGUGUGUUAGAGGGAAGACCCAGGCUUACAAGGAAACUGAUUUCACUUUGUGAUUGGGAAUUUUCUGAAGAGCAUUCUCCGUGACAGACCGGACAAAGAUGCUGGAAAAUUCAGCCAGACCAAACCUCUAGUUUUGGGGAAAUAUGGGCUCAAACUAGAACCGCUUCGCGUCUCUAUCUGACAUCGGAGAAUCUGACCGAGUUUCAGGAAAUUCUCAACCAUAAUAGGAAACGAUCUCCCUUGUUAGGCAUUUUCCAGUGAAGUUUCAACCUUGUGAGGAAGCCAGUUUGCCCAUUUACAAUUCGAUUGCAGAACGAAUUGUAUCAGAAGAAAGUCGACCAGAAGAAGAACAAGGUUAAGACCGGUAUGGUCGUCGAAGGACUGAACCAGAAAGGAACCGUCCACGCCGAAAUGCGCAGAAUUCGAGACUCUCACGAGCAUAUCGGACAUUCCGUUAGCGACAUCUACGCAGAGGCUUGUGUUUUGUUGGAUAGUUCUCACGACAAAUUUUUAUCCUUUCGUAUAAAAAAAAUUCACGUUUCAAGAGAACAGAGGGGGCUAGAAGAGACGCCAGAGAAAUCGACAAUCUUUCAUUCUCUGGUGUCUCUUCAAUUUACGCUUUUCUCGUUUCGGGAGCAACUCAGUGAAGUCUUUCAUAGCCCUCAAGUUUCAUUAUUUCCUCCAAAAAACAGGGAAAAGCCUAUCUGAAUUGUGUAUUUUAGGGCGUUUUUUGGAAUAUGUCCUCUCUCUUUUCGUCAGUCAAAUCAAUAAAAAAUGCUCAAGCUGUCCUAACUUUUUUCUUUUCCGAAUAGAAAUUGUUUUCAGAUCAACAAGUUCCUCGAUGAUGAGAAAAACGGCGAAGCACUCAAGGUGAAUAUUUUCUAGGAGCAGAUUUUUUUUUGGGUUGAGCUAACUGAAUUUGCAUCUGAAGUUAUUAACAGAACAAUUUUUUUGAACCAACACUUGUUCAUGAUAUUUUUUUUUGGCUUGAAGGUGAGAUGAAAAUGUGGUCCGGAUGAAGAACUUAGCGUUAGCCAAACUGAAUAUUUCGCCGAAGGUCCUAGUAAUCCUGGCCUUUUUUCCUUUCUGUUUUCAAAAAUGAUUCUGACUUUUUUUUUUAGCCAAUUCUGAUAUUAAAGAAAAACUUAUUUCAUUCCCUAAUGGACCUAUAGCUGAUCAACGGCUGGCUUGAGCCAUCGAGAAAAGGGUCCUGUCACGAAAAGUGACGAGACAGUGCCCUGGUUGGUGGAGAGUGCAGACAGGCCACGCCUUUUUGCGUCCCAAGCUAGCCGUGAAUCGUCUAUAGACAUUCUAAAGCUCUCAAAACUCAAGUCAAAUUGAAAAAAAAAUUCAAUCAGCAUCCAAUCGGCGAAUCGUAAUCGGUGGUCAUUUGUAUGCGACCGCGUACUAUCUCUAUGGUACCUGGAUAGUACCUGAUCGGUAUCUGGAUGCUACCGGGUAGGUACCUGAAAUUCGCGAUUUCCACUGACUGGCACAUCGGUCGUUUAUAUACCACCAGUGUUUUUUUACACCUUCCCAAGCCUUCCACGGUCUUAUUGGAUAAAGCUGAAACAAAAAAUAACAUCCCGGGAAGCAAUUCCAGACUUUCCGAAAGAAAUCGCGAAUGUCCGGUAGCUACCCGGUAGCUACUUGCAUCGACCUCCGACCCAGGUACCAUAGAGAUAGUACCCGGUCGCACACAAACGACCACCGAUUACCAUACGCCGAUUGACUUUUUCAAAAGUUGCUACCCGGUAGCUACUUGUAUCGACUUCCCGAUUCAUCUUUGUACGCAAAGCUUUUUUUUUUCCUAUGAAAAUUUUCAAUUUUCAGACUUUUCUGCGCGAAUUCCGAGAAACUCCGCUCACAAACUUUUCGAGCGUGGUCCAAGAGGCGCGAAGCAGAGUCGAGCAGUUUUCCGCUUUGAACCCCAACAUGAGGAUGCAACUUAAAGUAGGACGUUUGGGCAACGCUUCAAAUAACUAUAGUUCUUCCAAUCACAAAAACAAGACUCGAUUAGAGCUCCCCAAAAUGACCGAGGAGCGCGUUUGAACAUUCUGUCACCAAAUAUUGAAUGAACAAAAGUUGCGGUGCACCCCGUAUCGAACUCUCGGUGCACCCCGAAGCGUAAUCAGGGGUAUACCCCCGUUUAGCUUUAAAUGCCAAUUAAGAUACUUGAUCCGCACACGAUUUCGAAGUGUUUUGUUUCCCAAUAUCAGCAUUUUCUACAGUUUCAUCCUAGAUUUUAACGUUAGGUCAAAAAAGUUUUUUAUUUCCGACCGGUUGCCCCAGUGGUGCACGCCAUCCAGGUACACCGAAAACAUCAACGAAAAGUUCACUUUUUUCCGAGGUUCACUGCGGGGUACACCCUCAUUUUUGUAACUGAUAGAACAUUUCCGUUCGGUUCAUUUGAAUGACUGCUCGUUUUUUAAUUGAAAUUAGAACGCUUUUCAAAAUCAACGUUCAAGAUUAACAUUCAUCGGUCAGAUUCUCGACAUUUCGUUAAACGUCUUUUGAAUUGAACUAUCGCUGAAAGUUCAUUCGAUCAUCGUUCAAACGUUCAUUUCGGAGGUUUCUAGCAUCAAAAAUGACUGUUGUGAAAUACACCGUCACGCAAAAGUUCAGAUCGCCAAACCUUUUAUUUCUAGUUUUUUCAGAUUUAAGAGAGAUGUUCAUUUACAGGACCGUCUCGAAGGAAUCAACGAAAUGAGCAAACAAAUCGGUAGAAUUACCGCUCAAACGAUCAAUGCCUCCGGGGUUCGUUUUUUUUUUGUAGUUUUCAAAAUUAAUUGGACGCUAGACAAGGGCGUAAGCCGAAUCUGGUCGGGCGCAACGCUUUUUGUCUUAGGAGUCCAACAGGGCAAGCUAGGAAGAAUCGCUGCAAACUGACUUUGAUUCCAAUUCUCACUGAAAAAAGGAGAGUCUAUUGGCGGUUUUUAGGAAUCAUAGAGACCUGAACAGGAUUUUUUAAAGUAAAUCUCAGAAAAAAAGAUUUUCGAAUUUUUUUCAAAAGUCUUUGUGUCCUCAUAACUUAAAGACCGAAUAGAAUGUCCAUGAAUUCGUAUUAAAAUUGAAAAUGAACAAAAACCUUUCCAAAAAAAUAUUUUUCUUUUUCAAUUUACAGGACACAAAAAUCGAAAUCGGCGAUGAAUAUGUCCAAAGAUAAUUUGAGAGAUGCGAUCAAUAAACUGGAGACCGAGGUCCAAAAGUUGCCCACGAUGGAUGAUAUUGAUACGAUAGCCUCAUUGAGCAACAGUUUGACAGGAAUGUCUAUCGGGAGUUCUUCAGCAAUCGCGUGGAUACCAGCGGCAGCGGUAAGAACUUUUUUGAUUCGUAGUUGGACUCAGAAUACUCUUACCCAUUCGGCAAAAGAACUUUGAUAACAGAGAGAUGCCGUGUUCAAAGUAGUUCCGCGAACUGCAAAAUUAUCUCUGACUCUCCAUGUUUCAGUUAUCUUUUUCUUUCUCUGACGGCUGUUUCUCAUUUCGCGGACUCGCUUUGAACACUGCUUCAAGAACGCUUUUCGGUCUCAAAAUCGAGUUAUUGGUUUUGAGCUUAUAGUUGGUUUUUUGGGGAAGAGUUCAGCAGUCUAAAACGUUAGCUUCAACUCGAACUUCGGCAUUUAUUUGAAAAAGACAAAGAACUUUUGAACUUCAUCAGACCUUGGAACUGAGGAAAAAACUCAAGUUGCGCAGACAGCUAGACUGUUGAAGAUACAAAAAAGAAGCAUAUGGAAAUAAAUUAUUUUUGGAUAAUGGAAAGUGAGCCGCAAAAUGAAACAUUUCAGCUGUCUGGGCUCUCUUUUUCUCUCUUCUAGAGCAAAUCGAAAAGACUAUAGAUUUUGAGGGUUUUUUGUCCUCAUGAUUGAAAGCUUUUUCGAGCACCUUGAGCUUGAAUUUUCGACUUUUUGGGGUAGAAGAAGCAUUUUGAGCUCAAGAUCUGGAUUCGAAAAAAGCUGAGGAAAGAUGUUGGAUCGGAUCAUUUUGAAGACAGGUAUAAAACUUCUCUCUUGAUACAUCCAAAUUUUCUAAUAGCGACAAAUUUUAAAGAAACCUCUUCAAUCAAGUUCAUUCUUUCUCUUUCAGAGUUCAAACGAAAAAAAAGUGCAGGGAAUGA